This is a messenger RNA of Cylindrotheca closterium, 1068 nucleotides long. Lineage: Eukaryota; Bacillariophyta; Bacillariophyceae; Bacillariales; Bacillariaceae. The record is from the annotation of a GenBank genome assembly.
AUGGCAAGAUAUUGGAGGCAUGGACAUAAUGUGAUCGUUUCCAUCCUUGCUGUAAUCCUCUGUUUCUCCCAGCAAACAGUGAGUUUUUCUAUACAACUGAAUCAUCGGGCUUCCGCAGUAUCCGUUCGACGAAUAACAAAGGUCUUCACAUCUCUACAUGCGCGUCACAAACAAUUGGAUCAUGGCCACCGUGACGAUGAAGAAACUUCCCCAUCAUCAAUACUAUCUGGCAAUCCGAGGUCAUCUUCUUCCAAGUUGAAAUCAUUGGUGGAAAGUGCUGUGCAAAGCAUCAUAGGUGACCAAGACUACCUCUUUGGCGACUACACAAAGAAAAGACUAAGCGACUUGACAGGGAAAGACUACAACUCCUCAAAUGCAACCUAUGAAAUUGGAGAGAUCACGAGCGACAUUGUCAGCCAUACAGGAGGUGUCAUCUUAGGAAAUGACCAGUACCGAUUCGGAGACCUUACAUCUCGAGCAAUUCGCGGCGCAGAGGUUUCGCUUCACACCUGGAAAGGCCGAACGCUGGAUCCCGUGCAUCUCUACAAUCAAUACAUGGACCAGUUCACUCCCGAUCAGCGAAAUAUUUUGAUAGUGGCAUUCAUUAGACUUCUCGCCAUUGCCUUGGUGACGUGGGGAUUCUAUGGAAAUCUUGCGACGUCCUUGUACUUCUGUGGUGGAUGGCUCCAGACUUGUGUUACAGCACCACCGACCGAUCUGAUGUUGAAACAACAUCAUACCCUGAUUGGACUCUCGAAAGCCUUUUGGAAAGCAAAUUCGCCACUUAUAAUACGGAACUUUAUCAAAGUUCGGCUUGUUUUUGCACCUUUGAUGCUGAUCCUCCAAGGGGCAGCCACGGUGUUCUCAGUCCUUCCAAUGGAGAAGUUCGUAACCUUUAUGGAACGAAAGUGGAUCCCAAAGGGAAUUCAAAGUCGAUUUCCAGUGUGGACCCAUGGGAUAGCACUCGUUCUCCUAUUUGCAAUUGGAAUUGUCAUACUUUCACUGGUAUCAAGUAUUGGGGUUGCAACGGGAACAACACUCGCCUACCUUUUCAAAUGGCAAAUAUAA